Hypomesus transpacificus is the source of this 2981-nucleotide messenger RNA. RefSeq names its product ankyrin repeat and BTB (POZ) domain containing 1 (gene abtb1). The record is from RefSeq and is a predicted model, not a curated record. Gene Ontology annotation, molecular function: protein binding. The coding region runs from base 194 to 1624 and encodes 476 amino acids. Lineage: Eukaryota; Metazoa; Chordata; Actinopteri; Osmeriformes; Osmeridae. Gene Ontology annotation, cellular component: cytoplasm; ubiquitin ligase complex. The transcript is spliced from 12 exons.
UCACCUGACUUGUUAAUAGACGCGUCAACCAACGUCAGCCAAAAAUCCAUGAAACUAGCGAUCAACACAUUAGCUAAACUCACCCUUAAAACGAAUAAUUGUUUUUUUUGUAGCCAAGUUCACUAUUUACCUUUCACCUGUCCACUAGACAGGCCGAUUCAAUGCAUUACAGAGAUUCUAAAACGUUGCGGAGAUGGACGCAUACGAUUUGUUUACAAGUUGCAGAAAGGGCGACAUUUGGAGAGUCAGGUACCUUGUUGAACAAAGAGAUGUGGAACUCAAUGUAAGGGAUAAAUGGGACAGCACCCCACUCUACUAUGCCUGUCUCUGUGGCCAUGAGGAACUAGUCCAGUACAUGUUGGCUAAUGGAGCAAAGUGUGAAGCCAACACGUUUGAUGGUGAGAGGUGUAUGUAUGGCUCUCUGAAUGACUCCAUCCGACGUCUGCUCAAGGAGUACAAGUGUAUCACAGCCAAAACCAUGCAGCGGGACUAUUAUGACCACUUUCUAAACAUGCUGCUGGAGCAAGGUCAGUUCAGUGAUGUCACGUUCCUGGUUCAUGGCGAGACGUUCCAUGCUCACCGCUGUGUGCUCAGUGCCCGCUCCGAGUACUUCUCUGCCAUGUUUGAGACCAAAUGGAACGGGAAGAACAUGAUCGCCCUCAAACAUCCACUGAUCAACCCGGCAGCAUUUGGGGCCAUCCUGCAAUAUAUUUACACAGGACGUAUGGAUAUUGAUGUGAGCCAUGUUGAGGACUGCAAACGACUGGCCAAGCAGUGCAAAAUGGUAGACCUUAUUGACGAACUGGAGAGCAAAUGCAAACAGGUUUAUGGGUUUGUGUCCAAUAAGCCUGGAACCUGUGUGAAGGUGCUCACUCUGGAGCCUCAGAACUGCCAGCUUCAGGGGGAAAUGGCACUGCUGGCAGACUGUGCUGUCCCGUCACAGCUCAGAGUUGGAUUUGGUGAGCUUCCCUUUAACAGAAUCGACAACUUCCCUGAUUACGCUGACAUAUGCUUCCGGGUUGAAAGUUUUAAUUUCCUGUGUCAUAAGGCUUUUUUCUGUGGACGUAGUGACUAUUUCAAAGCCUUGCUGGAGGACCACUUCAGUGAGGGAGAAAUGAUGCAAUCCCAGCCCAGCACCCCAGUUCUCACACUCCACAACAUCCCCCACAACAUCUUUAUCUGCCUCCUUUACUACAUCUACAGCGAUGACACAGACCUGACUACAGAGAAUGUGUAUGAUGUGCUGUGUGUGGCUGACAUGUACCUGCUCCCGGGCCUGAAGCGCCUGUGUGGGAAGACCCUGGCCCAGACACUGUGUGAGGACAACGUAGUGUACAUAUGGAAAACAGCCAGGCUCUUCCACCUGUCCCGUCUGGAGGACCAGUGUACAGAAUACAUGGCCAAGAUCAUAGAAAAGUUGGUUGAACAGGUUGAGUUUGCUGAGAUCAUCAAAGAGGAUGCUGGGGCGGUAGAGGACAGACACGAGACAGACUCCAUUCCUCUGGUGGACGACAUCCGCUUCCACAUCGCCAGCAACGUCCAGACCUUCAGCGCCAUCGAAGAGGCUAACCAGAAACUGGACGCCCUGGAGAGUCUUCUGUCCAGCAUCGGGCUGGAGUGCUAAAGGGGGAGGCCAAAACAGGGAUUUAUGUGCAUUGGGUCCCAGUGUGGAAGGAGAAAGGCUUUAUGAAGUGUUUUGUAUUGUGAAAGGGAGUUACACAGAAAUAUAAAACAAAAGAAAUAUUGAUGGAUAAAACUGCAGAUUUUGUAGUUGUAGUAUAUUUAAUAUACCAAUUUGUAAGUAUGUGGUAAACUCUUGCCACAAAAAGCACUUCUGAGGUAGCAUCUUAUUUAAUUAAUUUGGCAGAAUAUGAGUGUCAUAUCAUCAAAAUCAUUAUUUGUAGUUUUAAAUGCAUGCUAAUGUUUUUAUAAAGUACCCAUAUAAUACACAUUGUAUCAUUUAUAAUAUAUGUACUAAGGUAUUCUAUAUCAUAUAAAUACAUGUAUUCUGUAUUGUAUGGAUAAUAUAUAGCUACAUUGCUGAAUAUCAUUUUGAUUUAAAAGAAAAAUAAAUCAGCCGUUCCUCUAUUGUUUGUAAUGAAUGAGAAAGCCUUUGAUAAGUAAUUUUUUUAAUGUCAAAAACUAAAAUAAUCUACGUGAGAAAUGUUCCUUUGCGUUUAAAAGAUUUAUAUGAAUGUGCUCAAGUGCUUUCAGAGUGAGGGUACCCUCAAUUAGCUCCAAUCUGGUAUAUCUUAACAUUACUUGAUUACACAAAACUGAUGUCAUUUGUAAUCCAUGCUCAACAUGGUCUCAACAUGUUGAGAACCACAGGGAUUACCCCAUUUGAUUUCCGGGUACAACCUCUACCUGCUUCUUAAAGCAUCAGCAUGACAAUAAAGUACAGCCCAAAUGAUAAUUUCAAGUAUUUAAUUUACAGUGUUGCACCUGUGCAUACAUGAUUGAUAAUUAUGACAAUCAUGAUGCAAGUAUUAUACAAACAUUUAUUUUGACUGGGUAACAGGUCAUCUUAACUCAGUUCUGGUUUGGUUCUAACAUUCCACUUUGGUGCAUUCUAAUAUAUUUAUAUUUCUUAAAAUAUGAAUGUAUUUUUUAUAUGUAUCGAAACACAAAGUCACCACUGAACAGUUAUAGAUUGUUUGGCUGUAAAGUGAGAUGUAGGGGAAGCUUAUAUUCAGUGCAUAAUUUACCCAGGUAACAAUGGAUAACAAUUUUUUUUAUACUAACGAUUGCAAUGGGGUCUAAUGGAGGACCCCUAAGAAGUACAAUUUAAGUGGGGUGAGCUAACUGACCCACUGUGUUCCCCAUUGUAAUGUUAGUGAUUUCUGAUAUGUAAAUCCUAAACCAACAUGGCAGAAGGUGGUUGAGGACAUAGUGGUUUUCUAAUGCUUUAAUCCUGCAUAUUGUUACCAUUGGCUGUAACAGUGUUUUGGAAUUCCAAGAAACUUAGUAGUGAAAUGAAA